Guyanagaster necrorhizus is the source of this 577-nucleotide messenger RNA. RefSeq lists its product as uncharacterized. The transcript is spliced from 6 exons. Gene Ontology annotation, cellular component: Golgi apparatus; plasma membrane; EMC complex. NCBI's taxonomy places the organism in Eukaryota, Fungi, Basidiomycota, Agaricomycetes, Agaricales, Physalacriaceae. Bases 1 to 306 code for a protein of 101 amino acids. The record is from RefSeq and is a predicted model, not a curated record.
AUGUCGCUUCUUGGCCGUACGUUCCUUUUCAUCGCUACGGUGGCCAUUUUUCAUGCUGCAUUUUCUACGUAUGAACACCUUUCACAUCUGAAAGCCUUGGAACGACCCGAGGGACAGUUACCGCAGGAUAUUGUAAUUGAAACAUUCGUGGCGUUGGCACUCGGAAUUCUGGGGGCAUCCCUUAACGCCUCACCUUUGAAAGAGAUAACAUGGGCGAGCGAAAUGGAUAAGCGGUCAAUCGACGAAAUGGACGCCAGACCAAGUUUUGCCAGCUAUGUAAAUCGCGGAAAGAAUAUUCUGUCAUAGUACUGAUUAUCUUUAUUGCAUGAUGAAAAUAUUUAUGGGAAUGGUAAGUAAGCAUUGUUACUUGGCCGACAACUCUACCGCAUUCUUGAAAGCACUGAGGAGCGCCGUCAGCUGUAUCUUUUCGCUUCCACCAGUGGACAAGCGAUGCUCUGUUGUUGCGAGAUGAUCAAGGAGAUAGAUACGAGCAGUUGGCUUCAAAUCGAUGCCCUCAAUGAACUCAUAAGCUCCAGUAAUGAGGUCCUGCAACGCCAAUCCUCGCUCAAUUUUCAUC